Linderina pennispora is the source of this 4592-nucleotide messenger RNA. RefSeq lists its product as uncharacterized. The transcript is spliced from 6 exons. The record is from RefSeq and is a predicted model, not a curated record. Gene Ontology annotation, cellular component: endoplasmic reticulum. NCBI's taxonomy places the organism in Eukaryota, Fungi, Kickxellomycota, Kickxellomycetes, Kickxellales, Kickxellaceae. Gene Ontology annotation, molecular function: UDP-glucose:glycoprotein glucosyltransferase activity. Bases 54 to 4592 code for a protein of 1512 amino acids.
GUUUCUCAUUGCUCCGAUCAACUACAGAGGUCAAUUCUAUUUUUCUAUUUUAAAUGCGCGUAACCGUUCAGCUGUUUGGCAGCCUUGCUACCUUGGCCGCCAUGAGCGGGCAUGCAUUUGGCGCAUCUUCAGAGUCAGCGCCAAUUCGCACCAAGCUGGAAGCCUCCUUCCACGCACCACCCCUGCUUCUCGAGAUUGCCGAAGGUAUCGCCACGCACAACGCGAGCGCAUUCUUCCCGUUUAUCGAGAGGCUGGCCGAGAACCGCCAGGUGUUCGACAAACCCGACUCGGCUGCAUACGCGCAGGCACUCGAGUGGAUUUCCAACGACCAGCUGCUGACGCCUGUUGCCAUGUCGCUUCUAAAGCUGGAGCUGGCAACGCGCACGUACGCGCCGGCAGUGGUGGCGCAGUACCAGCUGUACAAUGCAACGGUGGUUCCCGAGAUUAAACAGGUGCGGAAGACGUUCGACGACUCCAGGCAUGCACCGGUGGAGGCACUGGAUGAAAUGCUGAACAUCGAAAAAUUCUAUGGCACGACCUACAUUGAGGAGGCCAAGACGGAGCCGCAGGUGCUGGACCUCGACCAUGUGUACCGGACCGAUGCGCCGGCAUCAGAUAAGCUGGUGGUUUUGUAUGCUGACCCGCGGGCCGAUGAUUUCCUCAAGCUGCACCAGAACGCCAAGGAGCUGGCAGAGAGCGCUCAGGCGACGUAUGUUCUGCGGUACCGCCCAUGGGCGUCAGCAGAGCGUCCCUUGGGGCUCGCUGGGUACGGAGUCGAACUGGCACUGAAGAGUACCGAGUACAAGGUUAUUGACGACCGCGAUUUGGACUUUGCUGGUGAGCGCAGCAAGGGCGGGGCGGGGGUUAAGCUGGCCGUGCAAGACGCUGGCCGUAAUGGCGAGAUCGAGCUGUUUGAUAGCGAUGCAGAGCCUGCCACGCAGAUGAUUCUGGGUGCCUCUGACAAGCUUGCUGUGCUGAAGCAGCUGGCACAAGACCUGCCUCGCUACGCACACUUGCUGUCUGAGGUCGAGCUCAACACAACGCUGACAGACAGCAUUGAACAGUUCCGCCAGAUCGCACCGCACGACUCCUUCUUUGUCAAUGGCGUGCGGCUGACGCCCGAUGAGCUAGAUCCGUUCAAGCUGCUGAAUCACCUGCGCAAGGAGAACUCGAUCAUUGCUGCCCUCGAGGACAUCGGGUUUACGCAGCAGCAGGCAUUGGAUUUGAUGUUGUCUGAGGAUCUGGCGCAGCCCGACCAGGCUGAAGAGGACAUGCCCACGUUUGACAUGCGCGAUCCGUCAAAGAGCGUUGUUGCCUGGCUCAACAAUCUCGAAAAGGACUCGCGCUAUGGCAUGUGGCCCAAGGACCUGCGCAACCUGAUGCGCAUCUUCACACCCGGCCAGAUCCAGCGUAUCCGCCACAACACUGUACAGGUCGUGUUUGCCCUGGAUCUGUCGUCGUCAGCCAGCUGGACCAUGAUCCUGGACGAGAUCAUGACUAACAUCGAGCAUGGGCUGCCGAUGCAGUUUGGUAUUGUCCCGCUGGUCGACUACGCUAACCCCAACAGUGAUGCCGACUCAAACAAGAUGGCCAAGUUGCACUACUAUCUGCGCCAGGCAUUUGGCAAGAAGAAGGUUUUGUCGUUCUGGCAGGGGGCGAUGAUAGCGUUUACCAAGAACUCGGGCAAGAUGUCGUUUACCGAGAGUACCCGCGGUCUGUAUGCAGCAUUCGCCAAGUCGACCAAGACAAAGAGCGGCGACGGUGCGCUGUCGUGGGAUCAGGUCAUCAGCUUGAGCGACGAGAAGCUUUCUGAGUGGUGGACUGCCAGCGUCAAGUACUGUGCACGUCUCGACCUCAGCACCACAUCGUCUCCUGAUGGCCUGGUCUUUGUCAAUGGCGGUGUUAUCUCACUCUCCGACAACUACCAGAGCGCACUGUACCAGGCAGUACAGAUGCAAAUGUGGCAGCUUGCCCAAGCCCUGCGCCGCACAGACCUUGAUCCCGAGGGCAACGUCCAGGACUACAUUUACAGCCAGCCCGGCGUCAUGAGCACGCGUAGCGCGCUUAUUUACCCAUCAGACGAGUCGCCGCUGCGGUUCCUGACUCUCGGCAAGCCUGCUGUCCAGGGAUGGGUCGAUAGCAGUGUCCCGUAUUUGUCAUUCCGGAAAGACACCGAUACCGAGCUGCAGACUCCGGAUGAUAAGCGCAUGCGUGUUGGCCUGGUUCAUUCACCUUCGCCAGCUGCUGCCAGUGAGUACCGAGCCGAUGGCGAGGAAGACGAGGACCAGCCAGAGGGGUUCUCAGCUGAGAUUCCUCUAGCUGUUCACCAGCUUGGUUCUGUGACUGAUGUUCCAGCCGAUGUUGUGGCCUCAUUCGCUGCGCGCCUCCUGAGCUCUGCCGACCUCGACCAGGGAAUCCUGGCUGACGAGCAAUUUUCUGCUCAUAGCGAUGCAUUCGCUGAGAUUUUCGAACCCUCGGACGAUGCGGUUGAUUCUGCCGAUAUUGCCUUUGCUGCUAACAAGGCUGCCCUGCACGCUCUGGGUGUCCCUGCGACGGUGGCCGGCUCCGGUCACGUUGUUGUCAACGGCCGGCUACUGCCGCCAAUUACCGAGGAUAUGCCAUUUACAGCCGAUACUGUCAGUGCGCUGGUCAGCUAUGAGCUGAGCGAGCGCAUUAACAACGUAUAUAAUGCCAUCAAGGACAUCGUGCCUGACCCAUCCUCCAUCGAUCUGCCAGCGCUAGUUAUGAAGGCCACAGCGAUCCUGAGCCAUGGCCAGACACUGGUCAAGGUGAAUGGCAUUUUCCAGCGGCCCUGGUCUGACACCCGCCGGUCAAUCGAAAAGCUGGUGCGCAGCAAGCGCGACACUCUUAUCCAGAUCAACGAUCCCGCCACUGCGCGCUUCCGCAUCCAGGCUGUGCUUGACCCCUUGAGCGAGUAUGCCCAGAAGUGGGCGCCUGUGUUCCAGGCACUGGCAAGCCUGCCCAGUGUGUCGGUCGAGGUGUACCUGAACCCAUCUGUUGGUAUGAGUGAGCUUCCUGUCAAGCGCUUUUAUCGGUACCUGUGGCCGAGUCAGCUGUCGUUUGGCAGCGAUGGCGCUGUAGCCACGCCCGAGGUCCAGUUCAAUGGCGUGCCUGCCGAUCCACUGCUUACACUUGGUAUGGAUGUGCCGGCGGCCUGGCUGGUCACCGCUGUUGAAUCUAUCCACGAUCUGGACAACAUCCGUCUGUCGUCAGUCAAAGACAAGAGCACUGGCGUUUCGGCCAUCUACCGCCUAGUCAAUAUUCUGCUGGGCACAUCGCUGAAGCCGUCGAUCACCGAUACCAUCGUCAUGGCGAACCUGGGCUACCUGCAGCUCAAGGCAAAUCCGGGUGUCUGGAAUUUCUCGAUCCGCGACGGUCGCUCCAGCGACAUCUAUCGCAUUGCCGAUAUCAGCGAGGGUCGCUGGAACUAUGUGGCUGCAAAGCGUGCUCAGACCAGCAACGCAGAAUCAGCCAAGCCCAUUUUGCUGACAAGCUUCAACGGCGUUACGAUCUUCCCAGUCGUCACCAAGCGUGCUGGCAAGGAGAACGAGAAACUACUGCUGGAGAAGGGUGCCGACGACACUGCCAAGGCUGCUGGUGGGUCCGGCAGCAAGGGCAGCCUGUGGGGUAAGCUCAAGGGCGCUAUCAGCGGUGGUGUGUCGACGGGCGACAGCCGCCCGCACUUUGACGUGUUUGCCGUUGCCUCGGGCCAUCUUUACGAGCGCCUAAUGUCGAUUAUGAUUCUGAGUGUGCUGAAGAACACCCAGAGCCAUGUCAAGUUCUGGCUGAUUGAGAACUUUUUGUCGCCGUCCUUCAAGGCAUUUGUGCCACACAUGGCCGAGGAGUACGGGUUUGACUACGAGUUCGUCACCUACAAGUGGCCGCACUGGCUGAACCACGAGACCGAGAAGCAGCGCACCAUCUGGGGCUACAAGAUCCUGUAUCUGGAUGUCCUGUUCCCACUCAACCUCGACCGCGUGAUUUUCGUUGAUGCCGACCAGAUUGUGCGGGCCGACCUGCAGGAGCUUGCCGACAUGGAUCUCAAGGGCGCACCAUAUGGGUAUGUGCCGUUCUGCGAUGACCGCAAGGAGAUCGAAGGGUACCGCUUCUGGAAGCAAGGCUGGUGGAAGGACCAUCUGAAAGACAAACCGUACCACAUCUCGGCCCUCUACGUUGUUGACUUGAAGCAGUUCCGGCUCCUGGCCGCCGGCGAUCGCUUGCGUGGCCAGUACCAGACGCUGUCGCGCGACUCAAACUCGCUGGCGAAUCUGGACCAGGAUCUGCCCAACAACAUGCAGCACAUUGUCCCAAUCCAUAGUCUGCCGCAGGAGUGGCUGUGGUGCGAGACCUGGUGCAGCGACAGCUCGCUGAAGAAGGCCAAGACCAUCGAUCUGUGCAAUAAUCCGAUGACCAAGGAGCCCAAGCUUGAGCGGGCCCGCAGGCUGCUUCCGGAGUGGGAGGCGUAUGACAAGGAGCGCGGAAACCUCGAAGGUGCACAGAUUGCCAAAGCGGAGGCGGUGGUUAUUGAUAAGCCCAAGGAAGAGAGGAAGAAGGAGCACGAUGAGCUUUGA